This is a messenger RNA of Rhipicephalus sanguineus (brown dog tick), 2044 nucleotides long. RefSeq names its product beta-ureidopropionase. Gene Ontology annotation, molecular function: beta-ureidopropionase activity. The transcript has 12 exons. The record is from RefSeq and is a predicted model, not a curated record. NCBI's taxonomy places the organism in Eukaryota, Metazoa, Arthropoda, Arachnida, Ixodida, Ixodidae. Bases 554 to 1738 code for a protein of 394 amino acids.
UACAAAGUUCUUUGCAUUCUGUUACUUCCGAGGGCACGUCCCACAAAACCAAUUAUGAUUUACGUUUGACCAAACAUUAUUUCCAAGCACAUUCGCGCCAGUGUACAGGGCUAGCCGCCUUAUAGAAGCGUGUAGCAGACGACGCUCAGGCAUAGCGGUAGAAAAUAGUCGCACCGCGAAGAACGCGGUGUCAUCUAGCGAAAAGCAGACGCAAGCUUGCAGCAGCAGACGCUCACUCUCGCUUCUUUCCCAACGUCGCGGCAUCCGACCCGUUUUAUCAACUGGACAACGCCGCUGGGAGCAAGACCCCGACAGGCGCUUAGGUCUAUCUAAAGGUUGCGCAAGUGAGCUUGAACUUCCCCUUCCCGAGGUCAAACAGGUUUCGCCAGCGGCUCAGCCUUCUGGCAAUUGGGUCGCACGACGCGCGCGGCCACAGUCCACUGUCAGCGGCCCCGAAGUCGAGACGUAGGACAUACCACUACGUGCGCCGGUAGCUUCCGUACUCUCACAUCGAAGUUUGCUGCGCGACAUCUUACGAAGAACGGCGAGGGAAAUGGCCAGCCAGGAGUUUGAGAGCGUCGAGAAGAUCCUCACGGAGCAUCUGCCGCCGGAAGAGCUUCAGAAAGUCCGCGGAGUUCUGUACGGGAAAGAAUGCGCAGCUCUCGACCUUGAUCGCGAGGCUGUUGCACUGGCUGAAGAGCACAAGUUCGAGCUCAAGGGAUACAAAAUGACGGCCGAGAAGGAGGAGACGCGGCCGCCGCGAGUCGUGCGCCUGGGCCUGGUGCAGAACCGCAUCGUGCUGCCCACGACUGAACCGGUGGCCGCCCAGCGGGAGGCGCUGCACCGCCGCAUCGAGACCAUUGUCGAGGCAGCUGCGCUGUGCGGGGUGAACGUCAUCUGCUUCCAGGAGACAUGGCACAUGCCGUUUGCAUUUUGCACCAGAGAGAAAACGCCUUGGUGCGAGUUUGCAGAAUCUGCUGAGCACGGCCCAUCUGUUCAACUCUGUCAGCAGAUGGCUAAAAAGCACAACAUGGUGGUGAUCUGCCCAAUCCUUGAGCGCGACGACUCCGACGUUCUCUGGAACGCCGCUGUAGUGGUCUCGAACAGCGGAGCCAUUCUGGGGAAGUCCCGCAAGAACCACAUCCCACGAGUGGGCGACUUUAAUGAGUCCACUUAUUACAUGGAGUCAAAACUAGGACAUCCGGUAUUCCAGACACAGUUUGGCAAGAUUGCCAUCAACAUCUGCUACGGAAGACAUCACCCCCUCAACUGGCUCAUGUAUGGUGCUAACGGAGCGGAGGUUGUGUUUAACCCAUCCGCGACAGUGUCUGGACUGAGCGAGCCGCUGUGGCACGUCGAGGCCAGGAAUGCCGCCAUUGCCAACAGCUACUUUACGUGUGCCAUCAACAGGGUGGGAACGGAAGUAUUUCCUCGAGAAUUCACUUCUGGUGACAAGAAGCAAGGUGAGGUUUGCUUGGCUCACCGGGAUUUUGGACAUUUCUACGGUUCCAGUUACGUGACUGCUCCUGAUGGAAGCCGCACACCUGGCCUCUCGAGAAUCAACGAUGGCCUAUUGAUCACCGAGGUGGACUUAAACUUGUGCCGACAAGUCCGCGACACCUGGGGCUUCAGGAUGACGCAGCGCACGGAAAUAUAUGCUGAUGCUCUCUAUUGGGUUGCUCAGCCUGCGUUUGAGAAGCAAGUGAUUGUGGACCCGACAGCAGGGGGCGACUACUGAGGCUUCCCCGCGUGUCUAAAGCUGCGAAGCACUCGGAUCUGCUUCACUGAGCCAUGCCCAAGAUCUGCUACAACUGGGCGUCAACUGGAGGUGACGGCCUGCUGCACAAGUUCCUCUUCAAUAUCACGCCAAGCGCUCUCAGGAUUUUCCCGCUUGCUGGAUUUAUAUACUCAACUAUGCAAUCAAACAUUUGUUGCUCGACUUGUGAUCAAACAUAUUUUUUAUAUCGUCAACCGUCGACUGCAUUGAACAAAAAGUUGGCUUAGGAGCGUUUUUUUUACAGAAUGAAAUAUAUACACUUCUCAU